AUGCCUCGCGGAACCAAAUCCACUCAAUCUCGAGGACAGUCAGCCAAAUACAAGCAGCAAACGCUAUUGGCACACUUCUCCUCUAGCCCUCCUCCUGUUCCUCCUUCUAGUGCUGUAAGCAGGGGGAAAUCAAGUCAGACUUGGAAGAGGAAAUCCGCCCGUGAGCAAGACCCGGAAUCCGAAGUUGAAGACCUCGACUCUCCAGAAAUUCGUACAACUAAGCGACGAACUCAACGACGCGCUCCGGCAGUUGAGGAAGAGAGUGACAGUAGUGAUGUCGGCAAAAUUAAAUUUGAGUCUCGAUCGAUUUCGGUACAAUCUAGUGUAGCUGGAGACUCAAGCUCGGAAGCAGAACUCUUGUCUCCUGUCCGUUCUUCAAAGCGCCAACGAAUUUUAAACUCGGACUCAGACACGGGUGAGGCUGGCUCGCGAAGCAGAAGGAUUCACCGACGGCCUAGCAGGGGCAGUGAACAGGAAAGGGAUGAAUCUCGUUCUGAGGUAGACUUGCAUCACAAGGGGAAACGACGACUAAUGAGAGGAAGAAGGCCCUCGUCCCAUAAUUCCGACGAUAACAAUGAGGACGAUAUAAUGGAUGGCAUUGAUGAAAAUAAAAUAAUUGAUGACCGUCUUCGAGGUAAACAAUCACAGAAAACUAAAUUUUUGAAGAAUCUUGAGAGGCUCAAAAAAAAGAAGUUGGGAUUAGCAGCCAGUGAAUCCGAUGAGCAGAGCAGCGAAGGAGAUGGCAUUAUUCCAGGUGCACGACCACACAUCGAAGAUGAUGGAGACCAAUCCUCACUGUCAGAAAACAACGAGGACAGCGAUCUGGAAGGAGAAAUCGACGAUUUCAUUGUUGACGACGAAGCGGAUGCACAAACUGCGGCUCUUCCUGCAUUGUUCAGCAUGAAUACUCAUCAAGACCUGGUUCAUCACUUCAAGAUUGUCUGCCAGUACCUAGUGCAUCUUGCAGUAACAUCGCCUGCCGCUCGAUCACGGAUAGCCGAAAGACUUACAAGUGAUGAGUACUUCUCAGUGCCUUUGUCAAUAACGCGAAGAAAACUCAGCGAUAUCCGAGAUUCAAUCGUAUCUUCAGUCUGGCGUACGGACUAUAAGAAAGCUCUUUCAACGUAUCCAAACUUUUCCUUGCACGAUCUAGAUUUCGCGAUUCCGCACUGCGAUGCAUGUAACCUUGGUGGACGUCUUUCAACCCUCAUGGGACGUUUAGACGGAGAUCCAUAUGAUCGGACGACAUUUGAGCCCAAGGAGAAUCGAUCACGAAGCUCAAGCGAUGAAUCAGACGGCGAUGACGAACACCGGCCCCCUGAAUUCAAUUUGGGACGAUUCUGUGCUCGGCGGACCGAGUUAUUCCAUGAGUUAUGCCACUGGGAGUUCAAACUUUUCUGCGAACUGUUGCGAGAAGUCGAAGAACUCUCAAGUGCAGGUCGUGGAUUUGUUAGGAUUGCAUAUCCGCGCAGUGUCGCUCCCCCAGAUGACGUUUCAGAUGCAGAUCAGGUCAUGGAAUGGCUGGACCAGCGUGGUAUCAUCAAUACCGAAUGGUUGAGGAUCAAACAGUUGAUGACUCAGGCUACUAACCUGGAGGCAGACCUGAAGAGAGGGAAAGGAGACGACUAAACCUUAUCAUGUUAUUUGCUUGGGGAUCACGAUCGUUGCAAACUGUUGGAUAAUGGAG
This is a messenger RNA of Fomitiporia mediterranea MF3/22, 1687 nucleotides long. RefSeq lists its product as uncharacterized. The coding region runs from base 1 to 1629 and encodes 542 amino acids. The record is from RefSeq and is a predicted model, not a curated record. Lineage: Eukaryota; Fungi; Basidiomycota; Agaricomycetes; Hymenochaetales; Hymenochaetaceae. Gene Ontology annotation, cellular component: nucleus. The transcript has 6 exons.